Drosophila persimilis is the source of this 357-nucleotide messenger RNA. Its product is annotated as chorion protein S16. The transcript is spliced from 2 exons. Gene Ontology annotation, biological process: multicellular organism development. Gene Ontology annotation, cellular component: egg chorion. The record is from RefSeq and is a predicted model, not a curated record. Bases 1 to 357 code for a protein of 118 amino acids. NCBI's taxonomy places the organism in Eukaryota, Metazoa, Arthropoda, Insecta, Diptera, Drosophilidae.
AUGCGUCUCCUCUGCCUGCUCUUGGCCUGCUACAUCUCGGCCAUUGUGGCACACAGGCCCAGCUACCGCUCCGGUCCCGGCGGCUAUGUGGAUGUGGUCGAUGCCCCUGGUGCUGCCGCCUCUGCCGCGAACUUGGACGGUGCCGAUUGGCAUGCCUGGGAGCAGGUCCGACCUCUGCUGGCCAAGCGCUAUGGUCCCCUCGACAAGCUCCAGAUGGGAUCCAACCUCUCAAGAAGAGUCACUAUGGUGGAGCCUAUGGCCAGAAGGCGCUCGCUGCCCAGGUGGGAGCGGGCCUCCUCCACUCUCAUCUGUCAGGGAUCCAUCACGGGGAUCACCUUUCCAUUGCUCUGGCAAUGA